AAAGUUGGGUCACUGAAGCAUGACCUUCCCAGCUAAUGUUUCCACCUCGGGGUCAGGUUUAGUAGGUCUGGGUGCAGCCUGUUGGGUAUGGAAAGCCCUCUGCGUAUUCCUGUGCACGACAGAGUUGGAGAAGUGGGUAGAAAUCCUUGCUGCUGUUUUGUUUUCUGGGGAAAAGGACCUGGAGGCCAAGUUCAUCAUUCAAAUGGAGAAAAGCAAAACGACAAUCACAAACUUAAAGAUACCAGAAGGAGGAACUGGGGAUUCAGGCAGAGAACGGACCAAGACCUUCACCUAUGACUUCUCUUUUUAUUCUGCUGACACCAAGAGUCCAGAUUAUGUCUCACAAGAAAUGGUUUUCAAAACUCUGGGUACAGAUGUUGUGAAAUCUGCAUUUGAAGGUUACAAUGCUUGUGUCUUUGCAUAUGGGCAAACUGGAUCUGGAAAGUCCUACACCAUGAUGGGAAAUUCUGGCGAUUCUGGCUUAAUACCUCGGAUCUGUGAAGCUCUCUUCAGUCGGAUCAAUGAAACCACUAGAUGGGAUGAAGCCUCUUUCAGGACAGAAGUCAGCUACUUAGAAAUUUAUAAUGAACGUGUGAGAGACCUACUUAGGCGGAAGUCAUCUAAGACCUUCAAUUUAAGAGUCCGUGAGCAUCCCAAAGAAGGACCGUACGUUGAGGAUUUAUCCAAGCAUUUAGUCCAGAACUACAGUGAUGUGGAGGAACUCAUGGACGCAGGAAAUAUCAAUCGCACCACCGCAGCGACGGGGAUGAAUGAUGUCAGUAGCAGGUCCCACGCCAUCUUCACCAUCAAGUUCACUCAGGCAAAAUUCGACGCUGAAAUGCCAUGUGAAACUGUGAGCAAGAUCCACCUCGUCGAUCUUGCUGGAAGUGAGCGGGCAGAUGCCACCGGUGCCACUGGGGUCAGACUCAAGGAAGGGGGCAAUAUAAACAAGUCCCUUGUGACUCUGGGAAAUGUCAUUUCUGCCUUAGCUGAUUUAUCUCAGGAUGCAGCCAACCCUCUUGUGAAGAAGAAGCAAGUUUUUGUGCCUUACAGGGAUUCAGUUUUGACUUGGCUGUUGAAAGACAGCCUUGGAGGAAACUCUAAAACCAUCAUGAUUGCCACCAUUUCACCUGCUGAUGUCAAUUAUGGAGAAACCCUAAGUACCCUUCGCUAUGCAAAUAGAGCCAAAAACAUCAUCAACAAGCCUACCAUUAAUGAGGAUGCCAACGUCAAACUCAUCCGUGAGCUGAGAGCUGAAAUAGCCAGGCUGAAAACCCUGCUCGCUCAAGGGAACCAGAUUGCCCUCUUGGACUCCCCUACAGCUUUAAGUAUGGAGGAAAAACUUCACCAGAAUGAAGCAAGAGUCCAAGAAUUGACCAAGGAAUGGACAAACAAGUGGAAUGAAACCCAGAAUAUUUUGAAAGAGCAAACUCUAGCCCUCAGGAAAGAGGGCAUUGGUGUGGUGCUGGACUCGGAGCUGCCGCACCUAAUUGGCAUUGAUGAUGAUCUUCUGAGCACUGGAAUCAUCUUGUAUCACUUGAAGGAGGGUCAGACUUACGUCGGCAGAGAAGAUGCUUCAACAGAGCAAGAUAUUGUCCUUCAUGGCCUUGACUUGGAGAGUGAGCACUGUGUCUUUGAGAACGCCGGGGGAACAGUGACUCUGAUACCCCUGAGAGGGUCCCAAUGCUCUGUGAAUGGUGUUCAGAUUGUGGAUGCCACGCAGCUAAAUCAAGGUGCUGUGAUACUCUUGGGAAGAACCAACAUGUUCCGCUUUAACCAUCCGAAGGAAGCCGCCAAGCUUAGGGAGAAGAGGAAGAGUGGCCUCCUGUCCUCCUUCAGCUUGUCUAUGACCGACCUCUCAAAGUCCUGUGAGAACCUGUCUGCAGUCAUGUUGUAUAACCCUGGUCUUUUCCCUAUAAAAGGACCCAUCUGUCUAAGACUUGAGUUUGAGAGACAACAGCGUGAAGAACUUGAAAAACUCGAAAGUAAAAGGAAACUCAUUGAGGAGAUGGAGGAAAAGCAGAAGUCGGACAAGGCAGAACUAGAGCGAAUGCAGCAGGAGGUAGAGACCAGGCGCAAGGAAACAGAGAUUGUGCAGCGGCAAAUCCGCAAGCAGGAGGAAAGCCUCAAACGCCGCAGCUUCCACAUUGAAAACAAGCUCAAGGACCUGCUGGCUGAGAAGGAAAGGUUUGAGGAAGAGAGGCUUCGGGAGCAGCAGGGACUCGAGCAGCAGAGGAGGCAGGAGGAAGAGAGCUUAUUCCGCAUCAGAGAAGAGCUUCGCAAACUCCAAGAGCUCAACAGCCACGAACAAGCUGAGAAGGUCCAGAUAUUCCAGGAGCUGGACCGAUUGCACCAAGAGCAAAAUGCCCAGAGUGCCAAGCUGCGGUUGGAGAAAAGGAGGCUGGAGGAGGAGGAGAAGGAGCAGGUGCAGCGGGUGGCACACCUGGAGGAGCAGCUUCGGAAGAGGCAGGACACUGCUCCUCUGCUGUGUCCUGGAGAGGCCCAGCGGGCCCAAGAGGAAAAGAGGGAACUGGAAAGCAUCCGGGAAGCCCUUUUGCAGGCCAAAGAGAUGAGAGCUGGAGGGGACCAUACCUGUAGGGAUGAACUGGAAAGGGCUCAGCAGUACUUCUUAGAGUUCAAGAGAAGGCAGCUUGUCAAGCUAGCAAGCCUGGAGAAGGACCUGGUCCAACAGAAAGACCUCCUAAGCAAAGAAGUCCAAGAAGAGAAAGUAGCUCUGGAGCAUGUAAAAUGUGACGCAGGGGGUGACCCGAGCUUCUUGGCAACAGAUGAUGGCAACAUUCUCGGUGGGCCUCCAGAUCUAGACAAAAUAAAGACUGCAGAGACCAGGCUACAGAGCAGAGAGCACCAGCUACAGGACCUUCUGCAAAAUCAUUUGCCAGCUCUGCUGGAAGAAAAGCAGAGAGUGCUUGAUGCCCUUGACAGUGGUGUCCUAGGCCUAGACACCACUCUCUGCCAAGUAGAGAAAGAAGUGGGAGAGAAAGAAGAGCAGAUCGCACAGUACCAGGCUAAUGCUAGCCAGCUGCAACAGCUCCGGGCCACCUUCGAGUUCACAGCUAACGUGGCCAGACAGGAAGAGAAGGUGAGAAGAAAGGAAAAGGAAAUACUGGAGUCCCAGGAGAAACAGCAAAGAGAGGCAUUGGAGCAGGCUGUGGCUAAGCUAGAGCAGAGGCGCUCUGCCCUGCAGCGGUGCUCCACCCUGGACCUGGAGAUCCAGGAGCAGAGGCAGAAACUUGGCUCUCUCCACACCAGUGAAUGGUCAGGGUGGCAGGCCAGUCUGGAGACUGAUGGAGAAGCACUUGAGAUGGACCCUGCAAGGUUAGAACAUGAAAUCCAUCAGCUGAAGCAGAAGAUCUGUGAAGUAGAUGGUGUUCAGAGACCUCAUCAUGGGAUUUUAGAGGGGCAGGCCGUUCUCUCCAGCUUGCCACCCAGUGGGGGAAACUCUCACCUGGCUCCACUGAUGGAUGCCAGGAUCAGUGCUUACAUUGAAGAAGAAGUCCAGAGACGCCUUCAUGAUUUGCACAGGGCAAUUGGUGAUGCCAACCAUACACCUGCUGAUGUGAUGAAGAGUAAUGAGGAACUUCACAAUGGCACCACUCAACGUAAGCUAAAGUAUGAGACAGGGCAGCCUUGGUCUGCACCGUGUGUUAUCCCACUUCUGUCCAAAGAUGCUGCUGACUCUCCCAGUGUCCUUAGAGAAGAGAGUGAGAUGUGUCCGAGCAGCCAGAGAAGCCAUCUCAUGUCACAGAACACUUCACUCUCCACAGCGUUCUCUAUGGCCUCCCAAGAGAGAAUGGUUCUACACUCAGGAACUGAGUUGCUGAAGAAUAUUGGUGACAAAUUUUGUUACCCUGAGAAUUCUGGCCACCUUGAACCAAACCGUGCUCAUCUUCUUGAAAUCACUUCCCUUAAUGAAAGGAGCUCUAGAGAUGCACAGAAUUCUCAGGGUGAGUCAGAAAAUGGCAAUGGGUUUAUGGCUCCUGAAGAGAAACAAAGCUGGGGAAUUGAGUCCAGCUGGACAUUGUUGCAACACGUGUCACAGCAAGUGCCAGCAAACAGAGGAAGCCAGCAAGCUAUGCAAAGCAGGGUGCUGCGCUUUGUUCUCUCUGAAAGCCUUUCUCAAAGGGAACAGCCCACUGGCAGCUCUCCUCAGAGAGUAUCAGCUCCUACAUUGAGUUGUGAGCAACAAAAUGAGAAAUACUCCGAUGCUAAAAACACUAGUAUUCUAGCUCCCCUAGUCAAUAUCAGGACAGAAGCAAAGAAGCAACUGGGAUUUUUUUACCACAAAUUCUCAGACCUUUAUAAAGACACCAGCGGCCACCUGAUACAGGCUGGGACGAAAGUAAUGAGCCAAGCCAAGCAUGUUGGGAGUAUGUGUGACCCAGGUGAGCUGACCUCCCAUGUGACAACCUUCAUCAGAGGCCUGCCAUUAUUGGAGCACUUACCCCAGCACCUGCCCUUGAGGUCACUCAUGGUGCCAUCAGGUCCUCCUCCUCUUCCUGAAACUCAGAUUGGCAGCUUCAACAGUGAAGGUGGAGGAAGCCCAAGGUCAGCCAAGAGCACAGCACCUCACAGGAACUUGGCCUUCACAUCUACAGAUGCACCAAAUUCCUGUCUAAAUUCAGUUUUCCGUCUUGACUAUGAAGAUGCUGGGAAGAUCAUUGCAUUUAAGCAGACUCUUGUACCUUUCCCAGAACAAAUGCUGAGGCUUCAAGAGUGCCCUCUCACAGACCUCCUUGAGCACAUGACAUGUUGUUUGCCAGAGCCUGUGGACAUAAUGAAGGCUGUCAAAGGCAUUUACUGGCUUGCAGUUGCUAACUGCUCCCAGCCUGACCCCCAGGCUGCAUGCUUGCUCCUGCUGCCUUCAAUUCUGUAUGCUCUGGUACUGGUAGAUGGUUGCCCAGGCUCCAUGAGCACUUUUCAUGCUCUCCCUCUCACUGCACUGCAGGAGAUUCAGGUCGGCUUUGGUGGGCAGAGCAUUCGUUUCCUGGGCUCCACAGAGGACCUCUUGCUUACUGUGCUUACUUACAACAAGAGCCUCACUCAGCAGCUCUGCCAGGACCUCCUGGGUGUGCUAAUGGCUGGGUCUGAAGCUGCUGCCUACAGCAAUCACCCUUUGCUCCAUCAGGAUCUGGUUCAGCUUUCUCUUGAUUUGAAGGCAGAAAUCCCUGUUUUAGCUUUGGCGAAUGGAGUUCAGUUGUCUUGCAAUUUCCAGACAACCUUGGUAGACAUGGUCUACUUUCUUCAUGGAAAUAUGGAGGCCAGUGUCCCUUCUCUGGCAGAAGUUCAGUUACUGCUCUAUACCACAGUCAGAUUGGAGAGUGAGGCUGCUUGUGCCCCCUGCCUAUCAUUCAUCCUUUUAAACACCCACAUGGCACUCCUGAGGGAGGAUCAUGUGUUUUACCCCCACACUGGCUCUCUAAACACACUUCCUCCACAUGGGCGAUUUGAUGUGAUCACGUGCCAAGCUCUGAGUGAGUUCAGAUGUGUCAUAGUUCCAGAGAAGGACAAAGUGUCAAAGGUAGAGCUGGUCUUCCUAAGGAAACAUGGGCUUCCCUUGAACAGAGGAAGUGGUCUACCUGAGCAGAGUCGAGUUACCUCAAGCACCCAGGUGGUUAUUCCGUUGUGUCUUGAGGAUGGACAGGAUCAGGCACUCGACAUCUGGAAACUCACUUUCAAUUCUCAGGAUGAGGCUCUUUGGCUAAUCUCAUAUUUAACAAGACUCUAGGAAGGAGACAUUUAGAGAUACAGGGCAGUUUCUUUUAGACCUUCAAUAAAAUGAACAUUAUAAAAACAGUCAAGGAAAUAUGAAUGUCUCAGUGUACUUGAUUGAAUGGGAAAAAGCAGAACUCUGAAAUUGAAAGUGUAAAUAUUUUGAAUAAAGCAAAGUGAAAAUAGCUGAUAGCAGAGAACUGGAAAAAUAUCUUUAUUGCCACCUGCUUCAUUGUCUCAAAGCUCAGAUUGUAAAUUUGGAUCUGCUCAAUUACUGGUGCCAUGAUUAAAGCAUUCUGACAGCUUGGCUUAGUUGUCUGUUUAUGGUGUGGUAGCUUGGAAUCGGGUGGUGCCUGCUGGCGUCCAGUGGACUAAUUUGUGCUGUCUGGAAAGGUGCCCAGUCUGGCAGUGACCUUCAUCAACACCCUCCGUGUUGCCCAUGAGUAGCACAGCUGUGUGGUAGAGUGCAUCAAUGCUUCCUUCAGCUUCCCCAGUCCAUGCCCCACACAUAAUUUUUACCAGUCUCCUUCUUUCUCUGAACUUCUGUGUUUUUAUCCUGGAAGUGCUGUUUGUCUUGUUGUAACCUCUUUAUGGCUUAUUUCUGCUGUCUUGUCAAAUAUACAGUUGCCUUGGAUGACGUUCAGCACUCUCUAUGUCUUCCAUCUUUCCUGUCCCUUGACUAGCCGUGACUCAGGUCUGCUCAGCCAGGUAUCUUGCUGGCCUGAGGUGAGUUUGCAACUAUCCAGGCUUUGUUCAUUCUUCAUUUACUCCUGUGUGGCAAUCCCGUGAGCAGUCGGGAAACAUGCUUUGAGUUAGUUUAUACCAUCCAGCUACUGUGCCCUUGUUCUCCUUUCUCUUAGAUGCAUGUCCACUAAAUCCCAGAGUCUCAGAAGCAGGGAAGUUGCCUCUUUUCUCCAUUGACUCACCUUCCUCUCUGCUGGGCACAGACUCAGCACACUCGGUGCAGUUUAGUGGGUCUCCAGUUUCAUUAAAUCACUCAUUUCAGCUUUGGCUUGGAAGGGCCUUUCUGUUCUGGUCACAUUCUUGGCUAAUGGUCAGUAUAAGUGUGGGCUCUUUAUUUCUGUCAGUAGCUGAUGAUGGAGGUGAAGUCAAAACCUAACCCACCCAGAAACUUACCAUCUGCUUUUUGUCAGAAUUGCCAAGAGAGCAGACAAGCUAUUGAAGUGUCUCCACAUUUUCAUCUGUUUCCUCUGUUUAGAUUCUGGGGAAAUGAAUAGCAAAACAUAGAAGUGGAGAAUGUGUUGUUGCCUUCUGUGGACCAGUGGCAAGCUUAUUGUUUUCAACAGAAUUCUUAUCUGGAGAUAGAGUGUGGUUUUGUUACUUCCAAAACACCCCUCCUCUGAUACACACAUCCAAAGCCUUUUAAGUAUAUAGAGAACGUUGUGAAAAUUACUAUCACCACUUGACCCCAACUUUAACUAUGGGUCUCUCUUGGGUGAAAAAAAUCUUGAAAAUCCCAUAAUAUUCUUCUAAAACCUCAUCAAUACUAUUUCUACUUUUCAUUUUUUUUAGCUAAUAUAAUUUAUAUUACUUGCCAUGACUCUUUUGUCAUAUAUGUUUGAUUAAACAAACAAAUAAACAGAAUUAAGUCAUGAAGAACUGAGACUAAAAUUGAAGAUGCUGACAGAGGGAUAUAAUGAUUGAGAACAGGAAGCAAUACAAAAGUUAUCUGUUAUUUUAACAAAGACUGUCUACCUCAAACAGACAGACUUCCAUAAUUUUACCAUGCUACAAAUAAUGGCCUUUAGGGUUUGUCUUAGUUAGGGUUUCUAUUGAUGCGAUAAAAACACCAUGACAAAAAGCAAGUUGAGGAGGAAAGGGUUAGUUCAGCUUGUACUUCCAGAUGAUAGUCCACUACUAAAGGAAGUCAGGACAGAAACUUAAGCAGGGCUUCAACCUGGAGAUAGUAGCUGAUGCAGAGGCCAUGUGCUGCUUACUGGCCUGCUGCACAUGGCUUGUCCAGCCUGCUUUCUUGGAGAACAAAAGACUGCCAGCCCAGGGAUGAUGCUACCCAAAAUGGGCGGUGCCCUCUGCCAUUGAUUGCUAAAUGAGAAAAUGCCUUAUAGCUGGAUCUCAUGGAGACAUUUCCUCAACUGAGGCUUCUUUCACUCUGAUGACUCCUGCUUGUGUCAAGUUGACACCCAAAACUAGCCAGUACGGGGGUUUUGUUUGUUUUGUUUCUCCCUGUAUGGAACAUGCAAUAAAUAUAAGCAUUACAUAGAA
Mus musculus (house mouse) is the source of this 7974-nucleotide messenger RNA. RefSeq names its product kinesin family member 16B (gene Kif16b). Gene Ontology annotation, cellular component: cytoskeleton; cytosol; cytoplasmic vesicle. Gene Ontology annotation, biological process: cell surface receptor protein tyrosine kinase signaling pathway; vesicle-mediated transport; microtubule-based movement. Bases 20 to 5746 code for a protein of 1908 amino acids. The record is from RefSeq and is a predicted model, not a curated record. Gene Ontology annotation, molecular function: ATP binding; microtubule binding; microtubule motor activity. The transcript is spliced from 24 exons. NCBI's taxonomy places the organism in Eukaryota, Metazoa, Chordata, Mammalia, Rodentia, Muridae.